Molecule: messenger RNA, 1983 nt
Organism: Capsicum annuum
Lineage: Eukaryota; Viridiplantae; Streptophyta; Magnoliopsida; Solanales; Solanaceae
Product: peptide-N4-(N-acetyl-beta-glucosaminyl)asparagine amidase A
Exons: 1
Coding region: 95-1897 (600 amino acids)
Cellular component (GO): vacuole
Source: RefSeq, a predicted model, not a curated record
GACUUUGUUUUUUCUAACUUGAUCUCUUUAUUAUAUAAAAUAUGGUUAUUGAUAUAUAAAGUGAUUAGCAAUCAAUAUUCAGAAUUAAUUAUUCAUGAUGGUAAAUCUCUUCUUCUUCAUGAUGAUCAUCAUCUUCAUCAUCAGCAGGUUUAUUAAUGUUGGACUUUCCUCUUCCCUUGAACACGAUUCUCACUUGCUGAAACGUGGUGUUGUUCAACAGAAAUACUUGGAAAUCACUCGUCCGUUGCCUUUCGCUAAUCUCACUCCUUCCUGCACUCUUCCUAUUCUCACUCAUGACUUCGGAAAUACGAUGGGUCUUCCACCUAUCUCCGUUGAUUACACUCCUCCAGAGAAGUGCUGUUGGAAGCAUGUGGCUCUUCAAUUCAAUGCAUCUUGCAAAGGAGUACAUGAGUAUGAUCGUAUAGCUGCAGUUUGGCUGGAUGGGGUUGAUCUCUUCCGUACCAGUACACCCGAGCCUACUGUAAAUGGCGUUUUCUGGACGGUUACUAAGGACGUUACGAGGUACUCGUCCCUCUUAGUCAAGGAGAAUAUUUCUCUUUCUGUUAUGCUGGAAAAUUUGGUCGACGAUGUUUAUACAGGUGUCUAUCAUGUCAAUGUUACUUUCUUAUACUAUGAUAUUGAUGACAUGGGUGUUCCGUUGUCAAGUAGAAGUAAUCGGAAAUUGAGACUGGUAGAUGAUGUGUUUGUGGAUAAUCGGAUAAGAGGUGAUAAACAAGCAACAGCAGCGGAUUUGAUAAUGCCUAUUUCGGGUAAUGGAGGUGAAGGGUUUUGGUUCCGAAUUCAAAGCGAUUCAGAAUUGCAUGGGAAGAGUGUGAUCAUACCGAAGAACACGUACAAGGCUGUCAUGGAAAUUUGUGUAUCAUUUCAUGGGUAUGAUGAGUUUUGGUACUCGAAUCCCCCUGAUUCUUACAUAAGGGCAAAUAAUUUGACUAGCCAGAGGGGCCACGGAGCGUACAGGGAAGUUUUGUUGAAUAUAGACGAGAAUUUGGUAGGAUCCGUGGUUCCAUUCCCUGUGAUUUACCCAGGUGGAAUUAAUCCCCUGUAUUGGGAUCCAGUUGUUUCCAUUGGGGCCUUUGAUCAUCCUUCUUACGACAUCGAAUUAACUCCAUUUUUGGGGGUUUUACUUGACGGUGAAUCCCAUUUCCUGUGGUUUAAGGUGGUGGAUUGUCUCCCUUUCUGGCUUGUGGAUGCCAAUUUGCACCUUUGGGUAGAUAAACAAUACACAGGUAGUGAUUGUCAAGUGCAAGCUAAAAUUAUUGAUUCUGGAACUCCAGACUUGGAGAUGGAGCGAUCUUCAGACUUUGAGGGGCUAGAUGGAUCAUGCGAGGUUGAGAUGAAGAGGAAGAGCCAGUAUCGUGGGUGGGUGAAGUCAUCAGCAGGCAAUUUGACAACUACAGUUUCACGACAACUCAAGUUCAAGAACAAGAUAAAGUUUCACGACAAGGGUAAUGAAAAGAAGGUAAAGCAAAAAGUGAAAGAAAAGAUUGAAAUUAGUGUAGAGUCUGAAAGGGGCAUCAAGAUUUCUCAUACCAGUCUGAAGAGGAAAUAUCCUCUAACUAUAACCACUAAAUCAUCAAAAGAGGAUGAUGGUACAAUAUCGAUGCUUUCUGAAUUAGAAAAUGAAUUGUGUGAGAAGAAGAAGUGGAGUGAAGGAGAUUCUGGUUCUUGUUCAAGCAGUUUGAAAAAUGGGCAAAAAUGCAAAGGGCGGAUGAAUGUUCAAGAUAAUGUUGUUGUUCAAGGUGAAGCAACCACUGAACAGAGUUAUUCAUAUAAUGGUGAAGCUAGUAGCUAUUCUCGGGAAAUUACAGCUGCCAAUGGCAGGCUUAUAAAUGACACUGCAAACUACUUCAACUUGGCUUCAUUUUCUACUAUGUAACAUUUUUCAAGUAUCCUUUCUUGUUAAUAAAUAAAUGCCUCUAUCUCUGCGUGUACUGCGUCGAAUUAGGGCAGACUUGACAUUUA